Messenger RNA from Aspergillus glaucus CBS 516.65, 657 nucleotides. RefSeq names its product protein lcl2 (gene lcl2). The coding region runs from base 31 to 414 and encodes 127 amino acids. NCBI's taxonomy places the organism in Eukaryota, Fungi, Ascomycota, Eurotiomycetes, Eurotiales, Aspergillaceae. The transcript has 2 exons. The record is from RefSeq and is a predicted model, not a curated record.
UCUUUACUCUACAGGGUGUAUACCGAUUCAAUGUUGCCCAACUUGGUUAAGGCCCUCUGGGCUUUUUUACUGCUGGCCUCUGUGGCUCAGGCUCAAUUCCAAUUCUUCGAGCACAUGUUUGGCGGCGGAGGAGGCGGCGGUCAGCGACAGGGUCGUCAACAAGCAGAGCCUCACGAUGGCCCUAGUGAUCCUACGUGGUAUCAGAAUGAGUGGGAGAGUGCACGCUGCUCCAAGUACCUAUGCCCCGAUACUCUUGCCUGCGUCCAUUUCCCGCACCAUUGUCCGUGUCCGCACCCAGACGUCGAAGAGAAGAUUGAAUUGGGCGAGGGAAGUGCUGUUUGCGUUUCGAAGGGGGGAUACAAGGCUGGCGAAGCGGCGCGGAAGAUCGAGCUGGCUCGGAAAGGUCUUCUAUGAGUUGGAUAACUAUUGAGGUUGCAUUGGGGUGUAUGUGGUAUAUUAAUGAGAGCUUUGGUUAUAUCUUUGUCUUGAAUUGAAAGCAUCGUCGUGGUUUGGUUGUGUUGGUCUCUGUUGGGAUAGGUGUGCUCGAUACCCAACUACACCGUUAUGAUCUAGGUAAUUUGCGCAUCAUAUGAGCUGCUCAUCUAGCUCAUUCUGCUACCAUAGUUCAAAUUGAACGUAUUCUCUGGUGUACGGAGU